This is a messenger RNA of Daktulosphaira vitifoliae (grape phylloxera), 1126 nucleotides long. RefSeq lists its product as uncharacterized. Bases 104 to 613 code for a protein of 169 amino acids. Lineage: Eukaryota; Metazoa; Arthropoda; Insecta; Hemiptera; Phylloxeridae. The record is from RefSeq and is a predicted model, not a curated record. The transcript is spliced from 4 exons.
UGAAUGUGGAUCAUACCAUUGAAAAUAUAUAACAUUUGGAAUCUAGUUUCGCUUUACUUUUUAUAAGAGUAAAGUGCUGUAUGAAAGAUAUCUGAAAAAAACAAUGGAUGCUCUAAAUGGAUCGAUGAUUGAGGAAAUAGGAGAUCUUGAAGAAAUUUUAAAAGAUGUAUCUCAAAUGUCUCAUGAAGAUAUGAAACGACAAAAUAGGAAUUUACAAAAAUUUCUUGUGAAAGUAAUUGAUUUACUAAAAGAAAAAACUGAUCGGUGCUCUACACAAGAAAAACACAUUGAAGCACUCACAUUACAAACAAAGUCACUAAAAGAAGUUGUCCAAAUAACUAAGCAUAUGUUAGAAAUACGCAAUACUGAAGUAAAUCACAUGUCUGAAGAUUUGGAAAGUUUACAGGCCAAAAUUAACGAUGAAAGAAAUCGACAUGGUGCAAUUAUCGAAAAAAUGAAUCAAGCUGCUAAGUUAAAUGAUGAAUUACGGGCGGAGUACAAACAACAAUCAGAACGAUUUGAAAAAAUGCGUGUCAAAUAUGAUGAAAGGUUUAAUAUAAUUACCGAGGAAAAUAAAAUAUUAAAAGAAGCUUUAUCAAAUACUGAAGUGUAAUUGUAAUAUUUAUAAACAUAUUUGUUGAAUUAAAAAUAACUAUUUGAAAAAAAAAACCAUUCAAUUAAAGUUAAAAUAACAUUAAAUUUUUGCUUGUUGAUUGUUAUAAAAAAAUUGUUUUUACACUUAAAAUCAUUUCAGUUCAUAUGAAAAAAACCUUGAAAAAAUUGAUCUACACCAUUUAUAUAUCUUCUUUGCAAUAGCGUACCAGAUCAUAUAAUGAUUCAAUAGUUUAAGCUCAAUUUAUCCUUAUAUUAAUGAAAAAUUACAUUUUUUAUGUAAAUAUCAUUUUUUAUUAUUUCAAUAACAAUAACAUACUUAACAAGUGCAAUAGUAAAUAAUAAUUAAUAAAUUUAUAAUGUGAUAACUAAAUAACAUUCUAAAAUUAAAAAUUGUCAACAUGAUAUAACAAGAUAGUUUUUAAAAACUGGCAGUGAAAACAGCCCUUAAUAACAAGGCACAAAUUAAGGGAGCUAUAAGGGGUUUAGUCUCUCCAUAAUUUAAAAAAAACUA